Molecule: messenger RNA, 748 nt
Organism: Meira miltonrushii
Lineage: Eukaryota; Fungi; Basidiomycota; Exobasidiomycetes; Exobasidiales; Brachybasidiaceae
Exons: 1
Coding region: 1-717 (238 amino acids)
Source: RefSeq, a predicted model, not a curated record
AUGUCACUUCUUGCACAUCCAGAAGUACUACGAAGGAGAAGGGUAUGGGAUGAGAAAGAGUUCAUUGAGCCACAACAUGGUCGUAGAACGCCAGAAGAAGUAGAAGCAGAUCGUCAGCGAAUCAUCAAAGAAGAGAUCGCACGACGUGAACGAGAACAUCAAUUACACUUGGCACAGUUCAAUUCUGAAGGUGUUUAUGCAACUGAUGAGACACAUAUAGUCUUCACGCUUUCAAUUCUGUUGGUUUGCAUGAUGUUGGUCAUCUAUCCUUGGCAAUCAAGUAUAGCACUUUGGAAGCCUGAACAUUAUACUGAUGGCAAAAAUGCUACUACGAUAGCUUGGAAAGACUUUCCAGACAAGAUGAGAAAAAACAAAGCACCACCUAUGCCUAGACCAUCUCCCGUUCCGCACCCAAGAAGAUUGGAUGUGUCAACUCUCUUUCUCAAAAAGCGACCUAAAAGUGUUCCUGCACCUGCCAAAGCAAUGCCUAUAGUGGAAUCAAAGAAAGACUUAGACCUUGCCUCCAAAGAAGAAGAGGAGACAUCACGAUUGCAGGACAAUCAACUAGGCCCCACGCCAUCCACCGGCCAAGGACCUGUUGCAGAAGAGAAGGAAGCACCGCCAUCACCUACGCAAACGCAAGGCAGUCAAGAUUGGACAUCUACCCUAGCCAAACGAGUAUCCAAGCGACUGGAGAAGGGCAGGAGGAUGCUUUAAAAACUUUUCAAGGAAGACACACAAUCUCGAG